This is a messenger RNA of Chara braunii, 3056 nucleotides long. The record is from the annotation of a GenBank genome assembly. Lineage: Eukaryota; Viridiplantae; Streptophyta; Charophyceae; Charales; Characeae.
GCGUGGAAGUGUGCAUGCCUGCGAUUCAAUUGAUGGCAGCCAUGCAUAGGAGAUUGCCUCUGCUGGUGCUCGCUGUGGUCGUCUUCCUGUUUGUCGUCUUCCUCCACGUGUGUUUGUCGUGCCGACCGUGGAAGCAACGUCACAAGUGGAGGGCGUCAUCGAAACGGCAGGUAGGGGAACGUCUGAUGGCGGGCAUGCAGGCACGCGCGGAUGUGGCUGCAGGUCACAGCGGAAGACGACCUGCGACGGCAGUACAGGCAAGGCAGUACGACCCGUCCAUGUACGCCCAUCUGGAGUCGUGGGAGACGCCACUGCCCCCGUCGGACGAGGAGCUGGAAGCGGAGGAACUUCCAACGUUGCCUCUCGCCAGUGGGUCGACGCAGCGUUUGUCGCAGACGGUACGAGCAGGCGGGGCGACUAGCAACGAAGGCAGCGAGUACACCUCACUCCUGCGCCAAGGCUUGGGAGACGACGACGACAAUGGGGGACUUGAUCUCAAGUUCGGGUUGUGUUCUAGCAGCGCCAGGGAGGUGAGUCAUACGUCUGUCUCUUAUACACAUCUAGAUGUGUAUAAGAGACAGCAUCUGGAGUCGUGGGAGACGCCACUGCCCCCGUCGGACGAGGAGCUGGAAGCGGAGGAACUUCCAACGUUGCCUCUCGCCAGUGGGUCGACGCAGCGUUUGUCGCAGACGGUACGAGCAGGCGGGGCGACUAGCAACGAAGGCAGCGAGUACACCUCACUCCUGCGCCAAGGCUUGGGAGACGACGACGACAAUGGGGGACUUGAUCUCAAGUUCGGGUUGUGUUCUAGCAGCGCCAGGGAGGUGAGUCAUACGUUCAUCAUCGACGCCGAUCCCUCGCCACGUGGCCUUCAACAUGCUGGAAGCGAGCAUACGGAGCAGUCCACACUUCGUGGCGAUGAAGGAUUCAGGGAGGACGUGGAAGCAGUGGACGAUGACGACGACAUUCCUAUUCGGCCUUUGGGGAAGACGGGUGGGAGGGGGAAAGGACGCGGCAGAGGUGCUGUUCGUGGUCGAUCCGUCGGCCGUGGCGGUAGAGGUGGCGUCAACGACGACGGCGGGAAGUCUGCGACGUACUGGUCUCCAGAAGAACAAAUGGCCCUCGUGAGAUGCAAGUGGGAGCAGGAGAUGCACCUUGCCGGGCUAGGUCACAAUUACGGGCGGAUGCGCACGAAGGAGUGGAAGUGGGACAACAUUGCGAAACGUAUGGCGAUCGCGGGGAGGCCUAAAGACGCCGACGACUGCAUGAAGAAGUGGGACAAUCUCUUCCAAAACUACAAGAAGAUACAGAGGUUUGAGAAUGCCAGUGGCCACGAAGAUUUCUUUAGGCUAUCGAAUGAAGAAAGGAAGGGGCACAACUUCAAGUUCCGGAUGGAUAGGGUGGUGUACAACGAGAUCCAUGCAGGCAUGUUGGGGAACCAUACUAUUUUCCCUCCCAACGUCGCCGACACUGGCAGUCCGGACGGGGUGCAGCUGCCCAGGCGAGGAGCGGUUGGUGGGGAGUAUGUUGGUAGCGAGGCCGGAGGUGAUGGCUGCCCUGAAGAACGCUCUUCUGCGCGGGACUCCGACAACAACGCAGGCACUGGGGCUGGAGGCGGGAAGCGGAAGAAUGUGCGUCUACAGGCGUUGGAGUCGAUCGCUGAUGUCAUGGACCGCCAUGGCGAACUGAUGUCGGCGACGAUCGAUUCGUCGAGCAAGCGGCAAUGCAGCAUAUUCACAAGGCAACGCGACACACUCGAGGAGGAAGUUGCAGUCAAAAAAGCGCACUAUGUGGCGUCCGAGGAGACGCAGAGGAUGAUGUGCCACACGCUUAUGGAGAUUGCAGCCGCCAUCCGUGAUCGGUCGCCGAUCGCGAUCCGGGUGAUGACGGAGGGUCUGUCCAGCGUGGCGGCGGGGGGGAAGUCAUGGCAAAAGCUCGCAGUUGGUGGCGAGGCGGGAGGUGGUGCGGGUGCGGGUGCUUUGGACACUGUGGCCCCCGUUGCGGCGGCGAGAGAGGAGGCGGCAGUUAUUGCGACGACGAGAGAAGAGGCGUGUGGCGAGAACAAAAGUGAUUGGGACGGCGACGAUCCCGGUUCAAGCCGGGUACGUAGGGGAGUGAUGACGAAAGACCUCGUCGAUCGUGUCGUGCUUUGGGUUGAUGACAAAGCUUUCUGGACGAUGGGGGAGGGGCGAAGACUAUACAACAUUGUCCACAAAACGAGAGAGUACUUUGUCGCCACCGCCAGCGGCCUUCCAGCGCCUGUCGUCCCUCGGAGCGUCGUCCUGCCCAAAUCCAGCACAAAGUCCAGUAACCGCCCAAUGGGAUACAAUGUGGCUUUCCAGUACUCGCUCGAGUCCGUAGCGACGGACAUUGCGCGUGCAAUGUGGUGCGGCGAGGAGUGGUGCAACGUCGUCAGUGCGACGGUAUGUGCGCACACGAUAGAUCUGUCCAUGGACUUGCCACUAUGGUUCGCCGACACCAACAUCGAGGAUAGACCUGAGGACGACGACAUGGCGGCGUACCAAGAGUCUACUAUCAUCUGCGUCUCCCAUGCAUUCCGCGCGGCGGUGCAAAUGGGUGCGCACAUCGACGACGACUUCAUCUCGUACGACCGUCUCUAUCGGGUGACUGACUGCUUCAGGCUUUUGUUGGCGGCGUGCAUGCGGAUAAUGCGCAUGGCAGGAAACGAUCCGCGCAACCACUAUGAAGCUUUCUACUUCGCGGACCUGGUGGCGAAGCCCACACUCGUCAUGUCCAUGCAUCGGUCCUUCGAUCAUCGACGAUCCAUCGUCCGUGCCGCAAAAGUCGUCACGCACAGACUCGGGAAGACGAAAGCUACGUUUGGAGCGUACCCCAACUACAUCCCUGGAUGGGCACCUUGCGGCAUUGGUUUCAGGCACGACGCGAGCAUAACGGGGCCGGAGGAUGCGAAGAAGCUAGAUUGGUUGGGUUUGGGCCCCCCCGAUGAUGACAACAACAACGAUGAUGGAAAAUAUGAUGCGUAGGGGGUGGGGGGAGUGGUGGGGUGCACGAUGGAAAAGAUGACGCGGAACGAC